UUGCACACUCGAGACUCGAGACGACACUGCCCACACACUUCACGUAGAGAGAGGAAUACAGUACAAAAUAAUCGUGAAAUAACUUCAAAAUAUAUAAAAAUGGUGCUCGAUAUCAAGAUGUGCCGCUUUGACAAUGUGCCCUGGGGCUUUCGGCUGGUGGGCGGCGCGGACUACGAUUACCCCCUAACGGUUGUUAAGGUGACCGAGGGGAGUAUUGCCGAUGAGGCUGGACUGCGGGUGGAGGACAUCAUUGUGCGCAUCAAUGACACCGCUGCCAUGCCCCUCACCCAUGACGAGGCCCACCGCCUCAUAAUGAACAGUGGCAGCGUCUUCUACUUUGGCGUCUACCGCGAGCUCGAGGAGGAUGUGUACGAGUGCCCCAAGCGGUUUCCCACCAGCGAGAGUUCGUUGACCAAGUCCCCCACUCCAACACCGCCGCUGUCACUGUCUCCGACUCCGUCGCUGCUCCGGCUGGCGGAAGCCGCAAAUGCUCGCACUCCGGAACUCUGGUCGGAGCCCGUUCCCCCUGUGGCGGGGGAACGUCGCCAAGCCAUGUCGGAAGUGCAUUCGGAAGACAAUCGCGAGGAUGGAGGAGCCCGAGCCGGAGCCCGAGCCGGAGCCGGAGCCGGAGCCGGAGCCCUGCCAGAAGAAGCUCCCAACGACGGGCGGCUGUAUUUGCCCGAAUUACCCGAUCGUCCGUGUUCGGCGCUGUCAGAGCGGGCGGAAAUUAAGCUGGUGGAGGAGGAAAUUGCCGCCGUGCUGUCCGGCGAGACGGAGGUGCUCAAGGAGCACAGUGUCCUGGGCGUCAAUUUCUACAGGCUCUUCCCCAAGCCGGGCGUCUGCAUGGCCAGCGAUGUGCUGCGUUCCCUCAACGAGGAGGUGACCAAGACGAAACUGGAGAAGGACAAGGAGAACCGCAAGUGGUCCACCUUCCUGCAGCGGCCCGACCGUCCAGUGCCCAAGAGCAAGCAGCAGCUGGAGGCCGAGCGUCGGGCGGCCAAUGCCUACAAGGUGAAAAUUGUCAAGUCCGCGCCCCGCGGCGCCUCUCCCAUGCCGGAAACUAAGCCGGCGCCAAAGGAAGCGACGCCGCCAGAGCCAGAGCCAGUCAAGGAGGAGGAGCCACCCAAAGACGAGGAGAAGCAGAAGGAGGAGGAGGAGGAGCCACUGCCCACCGACAGCGAAGUGCCGAAUUUGGAACAGUUGCCGGGUAGUGACCCGCAGGAGCAGGGGGAGGAGCAGCAGGAGAAGGCCGAUGCCCCAAAGGAGGUUUCCGACGGCCUAACCGAGGCGGAAGCACCGCCUGUGGCUAGCGAUGAGUCCACUGAGCCGGGCUCCCCGUCUGGUGGUGCCGCUGCUGCAGCCGAAACUGAAACACCUGCAUCCCCUGCAUCUCCCCCUGCCCCUGUCCCAGUCACACCACCCAAAACCGAGGAGGAACAAGCCCUGGAGCGGCAGCUGGCCGAUGUGCAGAAGCAGUUAGCCGCACUCUCCACUUUGCCCUCGACCAUACAGUCAACGCUGGACGCGGUGACCAAGCAGUUGGCCGACCUGCUGCCCACAUUCAAGCUCCAGCAGCAGCCGCAGUCCAUGCCACAAAUCGAUGAAGGCCUGGGCGAGGAGGGAGAGGCCGACGGGGAUGGGAAACCCGGAUCCCAAACGGCCGCAGGCGAAAUGGAGGAUGCAGGCAAAGCCGUAUCCAUAUCUGGGGCCGACAAGCCACUGGGGCCAUGUGAAAAUAAUGAGGAUAGAUGCGAUGCCAAUGACCUGGAAGUGGCGGAAAUUUCGCGCUCAACUGACGACAAUCGCCAGGCGGACCAGAAGGCCGGAAAAACUCAUGAACGAGAGCGGGAACAGGAACAGGAGCUCAGCGAUGAGCAGAGCUUCAAGAAGCAGAAGAAACACGAUGUCAUUGAGGAGCUCGAGGAGCAUUUGGUGCGCAAAAACAAUCCCAGGCGGUCGAAGCGGGCCUUUGGGCCCCUGGUCCCAUCAUCGGAGCGACCACUGGUGCUGCCCGGCGGACGGCGCUGGUAUCGGCCCAAGGAUGCCUACAACGAUGAAUUCAUAGCCGAGACACUGAGCGCCCAGGCGGAACUCAUCACGGGCAGCACUCUCGGGGUCAACUUCAUGAAGUACCAGAAGCCGGAGCGCAAAAUCGAUCUGAAUCGCAGCGAGGUGUACAAGUAUCUCAAUCCGCAUCUGGAUCGGGCGCCCGUGCGUGGCAUCGAAGUGCGUGCCCCUCUGGUGGCCGCCGAGUCCGACAUACGCCAGUCACUGCAGUCAUAGGAAAGGACUGUUGUCUAUCUAUCUAUUUAUCUAUCUAUCUAUCUCCCUGAAUCUAUCUCUCCAGUGCCCACUUAUGUAGCCAUACGAUUUAUCUUCGCCUCGUCCCUCAGCACAGACCUUGCCACACUCGAUUAUCGCAUAAGAAGCUCAACUCAAAUAUAACUAUCAAUAUGCUAACAGAAA
Molecule: messenger RNA, 2466 nt
Organism: Drosophila miranda
Lineage: Eukaryota; Metazoa; Arthropoda; Insecta; Diptera; Drosophilidae
Gene: Zasp67
Product: synaptopodin 2-like protein
Exons: 8
Coding region: 100-2283 (727 amino acids)
Biological process (GO): actin cytoskeleton organization; muscle structure development
Cellular component (GO): filamentous actin; stress fiber; Z disc
Molecular function (GO): actin binding; muscle alpha-actinin binding
Source: RefSeq, a predicted model, not a curated record